UUAACAAAGAUGGUUAUGGAACGGACAUAAAUAGCUUUGGAUUGAAUCAUAUAGGCCUAACUUCAGUCAAUUUUCAACGAGAAUCCGCUAACAUUUGGUAUCAUUUCAAACUGAAUUGUAAAAAUAAUAAUUGUAUAAACUUGAUGGAAACAGGAUUCACAACUAAUUAUUUUGAUACAGACCGUACUAUCUCCAGAUAAGUACACCAAAAGAUAACAACGCAGUUAUUUUGCAUAUAAUUACGAUCAAGCAUUGGAUAACAACUUCAACAUGUUCAAUGUUUGUCUCAACUCUGGAAUCUUCAAUCAAAUAAAAACACUCGGACAGUAUGGAAACUGAUAAAGAUAUUUAAAUGCGUUUCGUUUGUCAAUAUACUGCCGGAACUCGGAUUACAGAAAAGGGUUUUAAAGAAGACGGUUUUAUUUGCUUUAUCAAUGCAGAAUUGCUAAUGUCAUACGGAGACAUUUUGAGGAAUCUGAACUCUAAUUAAAAUGCAAAGAAACGACAAAGCACGAGGUCGUCCACGCGCACAGACGUAUCCCUCAAUGCCCCCGACAUCGUAUUUGAAUCAUCCAGUCAAGGGUAGAGGAGGCAGCGAAGACGACGUCGAGAAGUCGGCAACCACGAGAGCGAUCGGGUAUUGCGACGAUAGCAAUGUCAAGUUCGUCAACCAGGAAGAGGAGCAUAAUCUAGUAGGAGUGAUGGACCGGUUGAGGGCGGCGAAGUCGAGAGCGAAGGUUGGUAGAAAUCAGGAGACAAUGAGGAUUCGCAAAGAUUGUUGGAUCCUGGAGUCGCAGAGGAAAGCGAUGGUGAAUUCGACGGUGGCGUUUAGUGACUUGUUGAGGUCGACCAGAAUGAAGAAUGCUCGAAUGGCAGCCCAAGCGGGCGAUGCAGAGAAAACUUCUGAUGUCGAAUCUCUAACUGGGACACCACCUAUGUCUCCUCGACUUCACACAAAGCUACUCCGAUGGAGAGGAAUCACUCUUAAGACUCAAGAAGCAUCAGAUGAAUCAUCAGAUGGCUCAAAGGCAUCUUCAACGGACACCGCUAACCCACGACUUCCUGAGAUAAGCAAUGCCUCACUUAAUCAACAGUACCAACUAAGAUUGGGCACAUUGUCAGGAGUAACUAAACAUGCUACAGAGUCAGAUGUAGGUGAGCACGGCCGAGGCCAUAGAAGUGAUGUUGAUGUCCUCAGUAAAAAGAUUACAUCAGGAAACAAGCAGGGAAGAAGCCAAAGCUUUCACAGCACCUUGCAUCCUCAAGAUGAACAGAGAUGGCAAUCGUCACCAAUGGACAGUCGGGGAACAGAAAGUAGGCUUCAUCAGGCAAAGAUAAUUAGGGAACAAGCGCUUUUGCGAAGGCGCCCUAAAACCGCUGCUCCGCAGUUGGCUUCUCCAGUCGACAACAGUGAAAACGACGUCCAUGAAAAAGCUCAGAGUCCACCAAACACUCCUGUAGCAGUAGGGACACCACCAUCGUCGCGCAGGCGAGCCCGAAGCAUGUCGUACAUGACGCCAGGACAAAGCAGCGUCUCGGCCUGUGGGAAAGUCCGAUCAGUGAAUGAGAAGACGAUCUCACUGCACGGAAGGACGACGAGGGAACUACGGAAAAUGACGCACAUUGACAACAUCGCUGCGGCAGAGUCGGAAGAGAGAAGGAAACAGAUCGAAGAGAGGAAGAAAGAGAUCAAAGAAAAGGAAAGGCUGGUGCUACAAGAAAAGAUUGAUGAUUUCCUGAAAAGAUUAAAUGACAUGACAAAAGAAGAGCUAAGUGAGAAACGCUCGAUUUAUUCUGGACUUACCGAGUCUGUUUAAGAAUAAACAAAUUUGCUCUUGCAUCUCUAAACAGUAGAGCUCACUCUCUACAGAAAUAUAACAAAACUGAGCUCAUAUUAUGUAAAAUGAUAAUAAAAUAAUAAUAUUAAUAAUAAUGGUAGAAGUAGUAAUAACAACAAUAACAAAUGAUUUAGUCAAAGAAUUUAGUAAGGCAUUCUUAAAAAUUAAAUAUCAAAGACCUCUAUCAAUUUGAUGUAUGAACAUUAUGUUGAUAUCAUGAAUUAUAUGUGAUAAAAAUGCACUUCAAACAGUCAAACUGCUUGUUGGGUAUUAGUCUACCAUAGUCAAUCUCCACAUAUCUCUUACUUCUCAAAGUAUUAUUAUAUGUAUUCCUCCCAUGAUUAUCCUCAUAAUGUGUCAGAUACUCUACAAAAUUAAAUAAUUGUGACUAUAAUGUAAAAUAAUAGAAUAGUUUCUUUGAGAUUCACUUAACACAGAAAGUAAGGGAUCUUUUGAUUUCAAUUUUAUAUUACAUUGUAGAUCAGGUUUCCAGAUCUGAAGGAUUGCCUUGUAAUACAAAAUAUUCGUUAUUAAUAAACAUUGAACUUUCAAUUCAUUUGUUGUAUUAUCCUCAAACUCUGCCCCCCCCCCCCCGAAUGUUCUUGCUUUUUUAAUAUUUUGACAGGACAGAUUCAGAAUGGUUGAAUUUCAUUUCUCAAAAAUCACAUUACUUGGAAAAUGAAUAAUGCCAACUACACACAAAAGACAUCAAAUUAUCAAUAAUUUAAUUUAAUCUUUUAUAUACAGAUUACACUCACCAUAUCAUAGUAAUUUUAAGUACUCAUGAAUGAAAUAUAUUCAUGUGUACUUACCCACAAAAGCAUACUUAAGUGUCCUUGUGUAUUUGAUUCAACUUUCAAGUAGGCAUUUUCAAAAUACCUAAAAAUGCGAAAAAUUUAAAGUGAAAAACUUGUCUUAUCCACUGCAAUA
Molecule: messenger RNA, 2768 nt
Organism: Lytechinus variegatus (green sea urchin)
Lineage: Eukaryota; Metazoa; Echinodermata; Echinoidea; Temnopleuroida; Toxopneustidae
Exons: 2
Coding region: 492-1817 (441 amino acids)
Source: RefSeq, a predicted model, not a curated record